Molecule: messenger RNA, 918 nt
Organism: Heterobasidion irregulare TC 32-1
Lineage: Eukaryota; Fungi; Basidiomycota; Agaricomycetes; Russulales; Bondarzewiaceae
Exons: 2
Coding region: 1-918 (305 amino acids)
Source: RefSeq, a predicted model, not a curated record
AUGGCGUUCGCCAGACCUCGAGUCGGUCGCCCGCGCGCCGUGCUGCGCCCGACGACUCCUGACGCCGUCUUUGCUCAUCGCCCACGCCGAUCGGCGAAUUUCCACCGCGGCGAUGCGCGCGCGACGUGGGCGCGGUUACAUAGGGUCUCGCAGCUUGGCGAGGCCGGGCUCGUAGUACCGAUGCCACAAUCGCGCUACGCACCCACGCUCUCGCCCAGUGCUCUCAGAAUCGCGUGUGGACUCACUGCGGACCAUAGGUAUAUGCUGAGGCGAAGCGGAGAACGGACAGGGCAGACGGGUGCACUGUCGAGGUGGGACUCAGUACGCGAACGCGGCCCUGCGAUCGCCUCUUCCCGCGCCAUUCACUCAGACACCCUUCUUUUCCCUCCCAAGCGGACUCCCGCUCACGCGUCAUCGAUAUUUGCUCUGCGCGUGUCGGACGGGCCACAUACCACCGCCGGGCGUGUGCGUGUAAGCCUGCGGAUUCGCGUCCCGCCUCGAUCAUCUGUCGCCGCUCCUCGCCCUCUCCCUCGUCUUCACUGCUCUUUCCUCGAUCUGGACACAGGCGCAAAAGUCGUUGCUUCAACCUUUUUCCGCUUCGCCCUAGCCGCUGCCCAUAUGCGCUCUCGGAACGAUCACGCUGGCCCCGUCUGGCCCCCCUCGCAUGUCUCUACUCCCUCCGGCCCUAGACCCCACCCCGCACGCGCGGCGGAACAUGAAUCGAACCGAACUUUGAACGGAAACUCGACCGUGAACAUUGACGUAGGGAUAUCGCCAUAUACACCUGCAUACCCGGCGCAGGCAAUGUGCACCCCCCCCAAAGCGCAGCCAUUAAGCGUUCAUGCUCCCCUCACAUCUGCCGUUGGCACAACCUUGGUAUCGGUGGCCCUGAUGCCAUCGUCAUCGACUCGCCAGUGA